CAAGGAAGUUAAGAACAUCCUCUUCAAUUUCACACAGUGAACUUAAGUCUGAGAUGAAAAGAAUUAAUUUCUUUCAAUAAUUUAUCAAGAUAUGUGUUAGGAGUAGCAAGAGUAACAUCAUCUAUCGAUUACGGAGAGAUUUUAUGGAUGUCCUGUUAAAGUUCGUAGAAGAUUAUCCAUCCCUUUGUCAACUUUGGAUAGGUAGCAAGUUAAUAAUUGGAAUAUACACUCCAGAUGAAGCAAAAACAGUCUUAUACAACAACAAUUGCAUUGAUAAAGCUAGCAUCUAUAAAUUUAUGCCUCCAGUGUUAGGAAUGGGAUUACUCACUGCUCCUGCAUCUGCAUGGACUCGAAUAAGAAUAAUGACUGCACCAACAUUUAGUUCUCACAUGUUGCAAGGUUUCUUUAAUACGUUUGUUGAGCAAUCUGUAAUUCUUACAGAUGAUUUAGAAAAAGUUGAAUUAAAUGAAAACGAAAUUACCUAUCUAGAUCAUAUAUCAAAUUGCGCUUUGAGAAUUGCAUGUGGUUAAUAACAUUUUUUUUUACAUGUUGUUACAUCAAGAUUCUCUAAUUGGUGUUCAGUUGGAACCAAACAAAAACCAUCAAUUUGUUAAAGCAGUUCAGAGGUAUAUAAUAUUU
Messenger RNA from Wasmannia auropunctata (little fire ant), 639 nucleotides. Its product is annotated as cytochrome P450 4V2-like. Gene Ontology annotation, molecular function: monooxygenase activity; heme binding; iron ion binding. The record is from RefSeq and is a predicted model, not a curated record. Lineage: Eukaryota; Metazoa; Arthropoda; Insecta; Hymenoptera; Formicidae. The transcript has 5 exons. Bases 144 to 530 code for a protein of 128 amino acids.